Messenger RNA from Colius striatus (speckled mousebird), 2688 nucleotides. RefSeq names its product mitogen-activated protein kinase kinase 7 (gene MAP2K7). Gene Ontology annotation, molecular function: protein kinase activity; ATP binding. Lineage: Eukaryota; Metazoa; Chordata; Aves; Coliiformes; Coliidae. Gene Ontology annotation, biological process: protein phosphorylation. The record is from RefSeq and is a predicted model, not a curated record.
GCCGGAUGGUGGCCGGCAGAGGCCGCAAAGCAUCGCGCGCAGCCCUGCGCGGGGGGCCCGCGGCGCAUGCGCACAGCGCUGUUUGUGCCUCUGCGCGGCGGCGGCCCGGUCUGAGGGGGGAAGAUGGCGGCGUCCUCGCUGGAGCAGAAGCUCUCCCGGCUGGAGGCCAAGCUCAAGCAAGAGAACCGCGAGGCCCGCCGCAGGAUCGACCUCAACCUCGACAUCAGUCCUGCCCGGGCACGGCCCAUCAUCGUCAUCACCCUAAGCCCCGCUCCCGCUCCGUCCCAGCGAGCAGCGCUGCAGCUGCCACUGGUGAGCGAUGGGGGGGGUCGGGCUGGACCCCCCGAGGGCCUUCAGCCGCCCCCCGCCCUGCCCCGGCCCCGACACAUGCUGGGGCUGCCCCAGCCGCCCUUCCUGGUGCCCCGCAGCCUGGAGAGCUGUGAGAUCCCAUGUGUGCUGAUUGGCCAGCCAGCCAGGAUCCCCUUGGUGCUGAUUGCUGAGCCCCACUCUCUCCUCCCCCAGCCUGGAGAUCGACAGAAGCUGCAGGAGAUCAUGAAGCACGGGUACCUGACUGUGGGGGGGCAGCGCUACCAGGCAGAGAUCAACGACCUGGAGAACCUCGGGGAGAUCGGCAGUGGCACCUGCGGCCAGGUCUGGAAGAUGCGCUUCCGCAAGACCGGGCACGUCAUUGCCGUGAAGCAAAUGCGGCGCUCGAGGAACCGUGAGGAGAACAAGCGGAUCCUGAUGGAUCUGGACGUGGUGCUGAAGAGCCAUGACUGUCCCUACAUCGUCCAGUGCUUCGGCACCUUCAUCACCAACACCGACGUGUUCAUCGCCAUGGAGCUGAUGGGCACCUGCGCCGAGAAGCUCAAGAAGCGCAUCCAGGGCCCCAUCCCCGAGCGCAUCCUGGGCAAGAUGACGGUGGCGAUCGUCAAGGCCCUGUUCUACCUGAAGGAGAAGCACGGGGUGAUCCACCGUGACGUCAAACCCUCCAACAUCCUGCUGGACGAGCGGGGACAGGUCAAGCUCUGCGACUUCGGCAUCAGCGGCCGCCUCGUCGACUCCAAGGCCAAGACACGCAGCGCCGGCUGCGCCGCCUACAUGGCCCCCGAGCGCAUCGACCCCCCCGACCCCACCAAACCUGACUACGACAUCCGCGCCGACGUCUGGAGCCUCGGCAUCUCCCUGGUGGAGCUGGCCACGGGGCAGUUCCCGUACCAGAACUGUAAGACGGAUUUCGAGGUGCUGACGAAGGUGCUGCAGGAGGAUCCGCCGCUGCUGCCGCCGGCCAUGGGCUUCUCCGGGGACUUCCAGGCCUUCGUCAGGGACUGCCUCACCAAGGACCACAGGAAGAGACCAAAGUACAACAAGUUACUGGAACACACCUUCAUCAAGCGCUACGAGACGUUGGAGGUGGACGUGGCCACCUGGUUCAAGGACGUGAUGGCCAAGACAGAGUCCCCUCGCACCGGCGGCGGCCUCGGGCAGCACCACCUGCCCUUCUUCAGCAGGUAGCGCCCGCCCGCCCGCGCCGCCCGCGGCACCACGGCUCGGGGCCCCGGCCACGGCCCCGCCACAGCCACCGCGCCGGCCGCCGCCUGCCCAGCACAGCCCGUCCUGCUGUGUCCCCACGUGUCCCGGCGCGGCCUGAAUCCAGCGUGUCCCAGCACCUCCUGGUGUGCAACAGGCAGCGGGAGGUGGCAGCAGGAGCUGGCACUGAGGACGUGACCUGGGGACCUGGCGCGGCGCAGGUGAUGGGACGUGCAGGUGUGACUCCGGGACACGGGAUGUGAGAUGAGGUCGUGGCUUCGGGAUGUGGCACAGGGCUGGGACGUGGAGACGAUGGCACAGGGAUGUGGCACAGGGCUGGAGGACGACGCGCAGAGGGAUGACGAGGUGGCACGGGGACUGGCAGGGUGACAGUGGCACGAGGAUGCAGGACGAGACAGACCCGACACUGGGACGUGAUGAUGAGGGACAACGUGGGGACACAGCAGAGAGGUGGCAGCUGGAUGUGAUGUGGGGACACGGCGCUGAAGGCCGAGGUGGCCCUGGGGACGUGGCACAAGGGACAACGUGGAGCAGCGGCACAGCGAUGGCGCGGGGACAUGGCACAGUUGGACACAUGGUGACACGGGGAUGUGACAAGAGGGACACGUCAUGGGGAUGUGACACGGAUAACAUGGGGACACGGCACAAGGACAUGGCAUGAGGACAGUGUGGGGACACGGCACAGGGACGUGACACAGCAACAUGGGGACGUGGCACCAGGAACGUCACGGGGACGUGGCAGAGGGACAAUGUGUGACACGGUGACAGAGCACGAGGAUGUGGCACAGGGACACGUCACGGGGAUGGGACAUGGGGACAACGUGGGGACGCGGCACCAGGACAUGACAAGGACGAGGUGGAGACAUGGUGACACGGGGCCGAGCCCCAUGGUAGCCCCACGGGUGACAGUGGCCCCAGGAGGGGUGACGUGGCCACGGGGCCAGCGCGAGGCCACGCAGCGACAAUCAGUCGGGGCUGGGGGCUGUGUGGGGGCCAUGUCCCCCCGUGUCCCCACGGUGGCAGUGGGCGCGGUUUCAGUGCAGUGUGGGCACGGGCGGCGCCUCCCCCCCUUUACUGUCAUUAUUAAUUAUUAUUAUUAAUUAUUAUGAUGAUGAUAAAUGCGCAUGUGGAACCCGA